UGUCUAAAAUAAAACGUAAGCGAAACAAUGCACUUACAACAUGGUAAUGUUCAGGUUGUAAAUCAGAAGGCAAAGCUAACGGCUUUUUGAUACUGAUAUUGAUGUUAUUAUAACUAAACUGUCCACAUUCUUCAGUGAAAAGUUAGCACCAAUCGCAAAACUGAAUGAAGAACAUUUCAAUUUGGUUUUGUCCCCCAGUGGAUGGCUUGACCGUGAUAUCAUUCAUGCAGUACACAUAUGUCUUCAAAAUGUUAACCCUGGAGUUAAUGGGCUGCAAAACUAAUUUUAAGACCUGUAAAAAAUUUCACCCAAUUUAAUGGAGAAUUUAUUCAGAUUUUGCACAUGAAACGGUCAAGUUAUAUGACAAUCUCUACCAUAGCAUCAUCGACAGCGAAAUAGAAGACCAAGUUAUUAAUUAACCUUGUUGGACAGGACAAUUUUACUGGCAUCAGAGUUGUUCCUGCAUGUUUAGCAACAACUAAAUGGCAGUGACUGUGGAGUAUUUUCGGCUGCCUUUGCAACAUGACUGGCUUAUGGUAUAUAUUCUGAAACGGUGCAAUUUGAUGUGAGCAAAAUGAGAACUCAUUUGUAUCACUCAUUAAAACUUGUAGUCAGGUCAAACUGUGACCAGAGGUCAAAGAAAUUGCAAUAUAAUUUUUUUCACUGGUAAAAUGUGAGGGAAGGUGUUCUGAUUAACAUACUAAAAAUAAAAAAAUAUCCCUUUGGUGGAACAUGGUGAAAAUCGAGUUUUUCUUACUUCUACCUAUAGAAAACCAUUGUGGACUAAAUGUUCAAAUUUUGAAAUCAUUUUUAGGCAAAUGUAACCUACAUUAUUGGAAAGCUUAAACAAAACUAUAUAAAUGUCAAUUAAACCGUUAUAUUCAAUUUACUGGUCAGUUUGUCGUUAUUCUAGCUCAAAGUUGGAAAAAUUUAAAUCUUGUAUAACUUCGGCUGGAUAGGCAAAACCAAGGUAACCGUUUAAUGAUCUAUAUUUUAGUUUUUUCUAAGCUUUCCAAUAAUGUAGGUUAUAACAUUUGCCUAAAAAUGAUUUCAAAAUUUCAACAUUCUGUCCACAAUGGUUUUCUAUAGGUAAGAAAAACUCGAAGUAAGAAAAACUCGAUUUUCACCAUGUUCCACCGAAGGGAUUUUUUUAUUUUUAGUAUGUUAAUCAGAACAACUUUUCACACACUUUACCACUGAAAACAAAUCUAUUGCGAUUACUUUGAUCAGGACCAUGUACUUAUAGUGAUUUGACCGGACUAUUGGUACAUUGGAAAUGUUUCCUACUUUAAAAUAAUCAAUAAUUAUACAAAUUAUGACAUAACUUAAAGGUAGGCCUAAUAUUAAUUAAUAGCAGACUAUUCAAUUGCAUGGGAUAAUUCAAAAAUCACUACCACUAAUUCACGGUAGCUGGACAGAUAAGUCCACGGUCAUUAAAGAGAAAAUACACUGACUCCAUACCAAUUAACGUGUAUUCGGUUAAUCAAUGAUGUCAUUUCACAGUGUAAAGUAUAAAGAAUAAAAGGGGACUUGUUUCAAACAACUUGUUGUUGUUAACUUAAGUUAUAAUCAGUAUAAUUAAAUAUUUUAUGGAUAAUAAACACAAGUGUUUGAAUCAACAAAGCUUUCAAUCUGUAAGGAUGUGCAUCAGUGCAUGUAAUACAUAUACAUCAUAUACUAAACCUUAUUUAUAUGUAGUGAUGAUGGUUCAGGCUUACAGAUGUAAAAGGUUUGUUUAGAUACAUAAGGCGCUUUAUGACAAAAUACAUUACUCAAAGGGAACUACAGAAGGGCAAAAAUUGUAAGAGCUGCACCAAUUCCGAUCAUUCUGUCAAUUAUGGGACAGUUCGCACUUUUGCUUGAAGAAGUAAGAUAGUCCAAUGGCAGGGUGCUUUGCAAAAUAGUAUACUUUUGUCACAAAAGUCCAAUGACACGCUCAACGUGUAUUCGUACAUUUGCAAUCCCCCUUGUCUUUUCCACAUCAAUUGGAUCGAGUUGAUCUUUGCCUCUUGUAAACGCUGGUAUAGCUAAAGGUUCAUUCAGUAAGUCACGCACACCUCUCGGUAAGGUAUUUAUCAGAUAUCUGUCCGCCCCAUGCUUUAGAAACAAAACAAAUUGAGCCUUUGGGUGUAAUUCCAAUGAGAAGUUUGACCGUGUUAUGGUGUUUAUAACUCGAAAAUGUCUGUGACCUUGCGAGAAAAGAAAACAGUCAGUGAUGAUGGUGUUUUUUUCCCAAAUGCAUACUGAAAGCACAUAUGGACAUUGUAUGCCACAACUCCUCUCUUUCUGGCCAUCGGACAAGAGGGAUAACCGGAUAUAUCUAACCAUCAUCCAUUCAGAAAAUGUUCUCGAUACUGUUGAAAGAGACACACCAAAUCCGAAGGCGAGGUCUUGAAAAGGGACAUUCAGCUUAAAACCAUUAUGAACUCUUGAAAUAGAGAUAGUGUUUUACUUCUUCCAGUAAUGUAAGGACUCACAAAACCAAAUGCUACUUUUAAUACAUCAAACCCAGGUAAGCCAGUAUAAAAUCUCACCCUAUCCUCCUGUCUAUGUCUCCUUGAAGAGGUAAUCAAAUUCUUCAGUUUAGGCUUGGCUCUCGAUACCUUCAUUUACAGUCUGGGUUUCAGGAUCUGCCGUUGCCUCAGAUCGAGCAAGACAUCAUGUCCACCCAUAGUUUCCAUACCUGUUGAUACUUAAUCAUCAGUUUCUUUAUCAGGAAUGCCAAGGUAAACAGUGUUGAUAGGAUUUAAAGCCUCUUCAGUAAAAAUAUUUUCCUCGCCUGUUUCCCCUAGCUCGUCAAAUUUUUGUGCUUGCGCAUUCACAUAAAAUUCCAUUGUUUCUGUGCGACGUUUACGCAUUUCUGUGGCCCUUUGAGCUCGAGCAGCAGACACUUCCGGGCCAGUUAACUGUUGCUUAGAAUGCCCUAAACACAAUGUAAGCACCCAGUCCACGUUGUAUCGAUCCCAAUCGUUAGCAGCUUGUCCUGACAUGAAAUGCUUGCUACAAACUCGCUCAGUUGCCAAAAUAGAGUCGGUUAUGUCGGUUAAAGGUAUUGGCAACAAAAUUUUUAUUGCUUCAUCUGAAAGAGCAUGAAAAAAUAAGCCGAUUGGCAGUUUAAUGCUCUAUUCUAUCUCAUCUAGUUCCGAAGUUAUACGCAAAAAUGUCCAAAAUAUAAGUUGCUGGUUCAGCACAACGUGUGACGUCAUUGGUUGGGUAAGUAUGUUUAAUGAAUACUAAACUGAAGCAUAGCUCAGUUAUUAUGGGCCCAAAUCAAAUGAAAUUUUGCAUACUGAUUGUACAUGAUGAGACGCAUUGAAAAACACUUCUAAUUUUGUUGCCAAGGUAACAAUGUCGUUCCCAGGCCCCUUGCGCCAAUUUUAUAAAACAGCUUUAUUCAUGGGAUUUAUUUAUAAGAAUAAAAUAAUAUCAGAAGUAUGUGUACCAUACCUAUGCAUGCCAAAAGUUUACUUGCAUGAUAAUAAUUCGAAAAUAACAUACACAUAGAUAAAUGCAACUAGUUAUUCAAAAUCAGUGUAAGGGGCCUGGGAACAACUGUGUUGCCUUGACAACAAAAUUAGAAGUAUUUUCCCAUGCGUCUUAUCAUGUACUAUCUGUAUGCAAAAUUUCAUUUGAUUUGAGCCAACAAUAACUGAGCUAUGCUUCAGUUUACUAUUCAAUAAACAUACUUACCCAACCAAUGACGUCACACGUUGUGCUGAAUCAGCAAUUUAUAUUUUGCACAUUUUUGCGCAUAACUUCGGAACCAGAUGAGAUAGAAUAGAGCAGUAAAUGGCCAAUCGGCUUAUUUUUUCAUAUUCUUUCAGAUAAAGCAAUAAAAUUUUUUAUUGCCAAUGUCCUUUAAAGUCGUCUCGACUUAUCCCGGAAAUCCAUUCACUUCUACGCUCGGCGGUCAUUUCUUCUGUGUAUUCUCCUUGGUGGACAACUACGCGUGGAACGCGAAAAAACUUAUUUUUUCAGCACUUCGCUGCUCUUUUCCCGUUUUAUUCCCACAACCGACAAUGAGGCAAAGUACCAUGAUCUAAAAGAGUGUAAUUUUGGUUAUUAGAGAUUUAAAAAGUGUAAAAUAUGCCCCAGUUGCCGAUUUCACAAUACAAACACUAUAUACUCUAUUACGAUGGAACACCAACAUGGCAGCUAACAUGGGUUGUCAUGACGACGUUCGAAAUUAGUCACGUGAGUGCAAACGCUCUAUACACCCUGUAGACAGUUACUAAAUAACUUUAAAAUGAUUUUUUGAGAAAUAAUAUUAAAAAAUGUUGAAUCACACUGGUUCGCGGGGUCGAUAAAAUACACCAGGGACUGAAUAUUGGUAUGGUAUUAUUAUUAUGAAAUAAUCAAACAAUUCGAACUAAAUUAAACAAAGAAUAUAUGAUGUCGAUUUCGUUUAUUCAAUCAAGAGAAUUAUAAAAUCUACGGCGAGGUGAAGCUGACCUGCAUGUCCUCAAUAAUAUUUAUUCGUUUCGUUUAUAUAAUUUUGUAAUUUGUGUAAUUAGUUAGUUAACACGCCCAUCAUGAAUAACAGCUGAUGUUGAUGAGGCUAGCGUGUCAAAAUAAAGUAUUAUUUAUGUAUGUAUGUAUGUAUGUAACCAAUGUCUUAAAUGAGAAUAAUAUCUGGCUUGUAUUAGGAAUAUAUUGCAAUAAUCAGCAUAUACUGCGUACGUACAUAUUACUUACUUCUGUGGCAAUAUCCAGUCAUACAAUUAAUAUAGCCUAAAUCAGGUUAGCAGUUCUCAAUGUCCUCAAUCUUCUCUUCAAAACAGGUUAGCAAUCAGUAUUUCAAUACAAACAGUUAAACAGACUCGAUCUACAGAUCUGUCAUAUUUUGCGUCCUUCUAAGGGACCAUUCAUUAUUUAUGACUGGGGGGGUGGGCUGGCAAAAUUCAACUAACAACUAAACAAAAUGUCCUGCCCCACCCCCUGCAUCGCAAAAAAAUUCAAUGAUCCCCUUCACAUAAAUUCUAAAAAAUAAUAACCCUCCCCCCAUCCACCACCACCACCAACAAUAUAAUAAAUGUAAAGUACUGUAUAGAAAUGCGCUGUUUAACUUGUUCGGUAAAAAGCAUCAGCUCUUUCAUUUACUUGUUCUUUCAACAAUCAAUAUGCAUUCCUAUUUAACCCCAUUAAUUUAAGCUGCAGAGUUUUCUGUUGACAAGUAAAAUCGUCUGGUGUUAAACAAGUAAAAGAAUAAGUACUGGGGCGCAAUGGGUUAACUAGAGACAUUGUGCCAUACCAUUUUUCGCUACUAAGAGUGUAGUAAAAAGUUGCUCAAAAAGGAAAACGUUACUUGAAGUUGCUCGAGCCGAAAAAAGUUGCUCCAAACGCAAAAAGUUGCUCAAAAGUUGCCGAGCACAAUCGGGACAUGCCUAGCAGAGCUUCCCCGUUGACGAGUGAAAUCGGUUAGGAGUAUAGGGUUAGGAAUAGGGUUAGAGUUACAGUGCUGUAGGAAGCUCUUCUUGAUUGGGGUGCUGAAAGUGAGGGUCAAAGGCCCAAGGGGUUUUAAAUUUAGAGUCUCUGAAAUGCCAUUUCCUGGACUUUGGGGAAGAAUUAACAGAAUUCUGAUGGUCAGAAAACAACAUUUUAGUAUGUCGAAAUUUACAAUUUAGUAGCACUAAAUGGGCGAAGGCGUAUUUAAUUAAUUAUAUAUUGGGUAAGUUGCACGAAACUAUGAGAAAUAUCUUCAUAAUUCUUUGAAGUUUGUCAUGGUUAAUGUAGCCGCUUAAAAUUAAUCAAUUGUCAGUAUUUUAAAGGUAUAUUAUUUAAAUGAUAAAGGUCUGGAUGAUUUUGAAAAAAGAAUGAUUAGCAAAUUAUGGGGGGGGGGCGGCUGCAGCCCUCCGGUUGCUACGGCCCUGGAUUAGGAGUUGGUUGGGGUACUACGUCAAUGAACUACAAAGACCGCCAAACAGCUAGUGACUCGGACAUUUGACUCAGGCUCGGAUUGACUCGGACUUGACACGGUAAACCAACACACUCCUUACUAAAUUAAACCAUGUAUAAACUACCUAGUACAAACUAGUGUACAUAGUAUUUGCCAAUGUUGCUACAUCACUUACUCGUUAAUUAUAUUUUUUUAUUAAAAUGUACGUAAUUGGAAUAUGACAAAGAUUAAUGGCAAGUUCAUGGAAAAAGUUAUAAAAGUAGAUGUUCGAUUAUUUUUCAUAUUAGCUGCGCGCGUUGCAUUUUGGGUAUUUGCGCAUUGCAUUUUGGGUCUAUCUGCUGAUUAAAAGUGAGAAUUUUUCUAGCUAUACAUGAAUUAAAUCUGCUGCCUUGUUCGCUCCCUGUGGUAGCAAUAAUCGUUACAUGUCAAAUUUUUCUCCACCAUAAUACCACUGUAAUAAAUAACUGAACCCCCCUUCUGAACCAAUAUUUUUAGGUACCCCCCCCCCUUUUUUUUCAGUCAAAAAUACCUCCUGACUCACCCCUUUUUUUACCAGCCCACCCCCAGUCACAAAUAAUGAAUGGUCCCUAACGUGCGGUCUCAAAAAACAAAACUAUUAUAUUUCUUAAAGGGGCAGUAUGAUCAAAAUUUUCAUUUUCUUAAACGAAAGUGCUCGUAAAACUGUAUAAUAACUUGUAUUGAAGAUUUUUGUUCCCAUGCUUAGUUCUUGAGAUAUUUCAUUUUGUUUGUAACCACGUGACGUCAUCUACUCAAUUACAUAUAUAAUGAGAUAUCAGUAAUUGUUGUGUAUCUUUGCUAUUUUUAUCAAAAUAUUUCGAAAGAUGCAGCGCGUUUGUUAAUUUAACCUGUAUCAUUAAGCAUACUGUGUUUUUUAACAAAUCGAUCAAAAAUAGCAAAGAUACACAACAAUUACUGAUAUCUCAUUAUAUAUGUAAUUGAGCAGAUUACGUCACAUGGUUACAAACAAAAGAAAUAUCUCAAGAACUAAGCAUGGGAACAGAAAUCUUCAAAACAAGUUAUUAUACAGUUUUACGAGCAUUUUCGUUUAAGCGUUGGUUUAAGAGAAUAACAAUUUUGAUCAUACUGCCCCUUUAAACGUCAAUCAAAUUAAGUCAUCUCAAGUCUUAAGUCACUCAUCUUACCGAUUAUUAGUAAAAUUUUCGAAAGAUCCGUUUUCAAUCAAUUGUAUGAAUUUCUUUACGCUAAUAAUCUACUUCCUAAACAUCAAUUUGGGUUUCACCCAAAAUAUUCUACUCUGGCAGCACUCAUUCAGAUGUGCGAUGCAUGGUAUGAGAAUAUGGAUAAUGUUGACUUAAAUGGUGUAGUUUUUAUUGAUAUUCGAAAAGCUUUUGACUCUAUUAAUCGUAAUAUUCUUUUGCGCAAAAUGAAAGUGCAAUUUGGGAUUUCAAAUAUUGAAUUAAAACUGUUUGAAUCCUAUCUUUCUGAGAGGAAACAAGUGCCAUUUGUUAAUGGCGCAAUGUCAGCACCAAAAAGGAUUGUUAGUGGGGUCCCUCAAGGAUCUAUAUUGGGCCCCUUAUUGUUCUUAUUGUAUAUUAAUGAUUUACCUGAUUGUCUUGAGAAGUCAGCCCCAUGCUUAUAUGCUGACGAUUCAAGUCGGAGCGGGCAUAGGAAUUUUAAAGCGUAUCAAGCCCUGUGUUCCUGAAAACACAUUGAUAUCAAUUUAUAAUGCUCUGAUACAGCCUUACUUCGAUUACUGCUCUCCCUUUUGGGGG
Molecule: messenger RNA, 7650 nt
Organism: Paramuricea clavata
Lineage: Eukaryota; Metazoa; Cnidaria; Anthozoa; Malacalcyonacea; Plexauridae
Source: the annotation of a GenBank genome assembly